Messenger RNA from Helicoverpa armigera (cotton bollworm), 2659 nucleotides. RefSeq lists its product as uncharacterized. Gene Ontology annotation, molecular function: zinc ion binding; nucleic acid binding. The record is from RefSeq and is a predicted model, not a curated record. The coding region runs from base 2 to 2521 and encodes 839 amino acids. The transcript has 3 exons. Lineage: Eukaryota; Metazoa; Arthropoda; Insecta; Lepidoptera; Noctuidae.
AAUGACACCUAUCUCAGCAACCAGCGGUACUUCUUAUAUAAUACCUCUAGAAGGCAUAGAGCUGUCAUAUCUGAACAAGUAUGUCAGAAACCCUCAAGGUAACACCGUACCUCUAUGGAGUACGAAGAGGCUUGACGGAGAAGCGGAGUAUUUCCAUGUGAGGAUAGUUGCUGAUGACGGUAAAGAUGACAGUUAUAUUGAACCAGCAAAAACAUACAAAUGCCACAUUUGCAACGACAACAUACCAAUCAGAUAUUUCAAAAUACACAACCAAAGUAAUAAACAUGAAACACUUAAAAACAUUUACCAAACAGUAUUAGAAAGAGUGACGAAACAGAUGAAUUCGUCACUAAUCAAUGAUGACGAAAACAAUGACCAAAAUCUGUAUUACUGUGAAGCUUGUUGCAAAAUGAUCAAAAUAGAAAACAAAAUAUUUCACGAAAAUUCGUCGUACCACAAAAAAUCAGAGGAAAACAUGACAAUUAUAAAUAAUUUCUACGAUUAUUUUACAACAAUAAACAUCGAUAAAAAAUCUGAAUUAAACGAACACGAAAAUGACGAAAGCGAAACAGAAUGCAACAUUUCCGAAACUGACGAACGCUGUUCUUCCAGCGAUGAACUCAACGAUUCGUCAAUUUACAGUAGUAACGUGUCAAAAAACCCUACUCUCGUAACAAAAACCUCUGAGAAUGACGAACUGAUCAUUUCUGAAAUUGACGAAUUUAAAGAAACUAGGACAGAAGAUUCAGAUAAUGAUUUUCAGAAAUAUUUGAAAGAAAUUUCUCAAAAAUACAAGGUUCAAGUACCAGAAAUGGAUGAUAAGAUGAUUAUUUUAGAAGUUAUUGAGACAGGAAAUCAAAUUCGAGUGACGCCUGAAAAAUUUCAAAGUUUGCGAUGUCUGGGCAGAAAUUAUUAUUGCCAAAUGUGUCAAAUUUGGGUGAGGGGGACUGAGCUACAUAGUUAUACUGAAGGACAUGUCAAGAAUAUUAUGAAGCCUCUUAAUGCUGAUUUUGGGAGACAGGUAUCAAAAUUCACCAGCCACUGCAUACCAUGCAACGAGGUAGUAGUCACCGGAUCAAAACUACACCUCGACAGCGAACAACAUUUAGAAUCUACUAGAACCAUGUUCUCAUUCACUGAAUAUCACCGCGGGUACCCAGAUGACGUAUUAUUUUGUACAAUCUGCAAUAUUUCCGUAGAAAAAACUUACGAACUACACAGUAAGACAAAAAAUCACAUUAAAAACUUGAUUGAAGAAAACCAAAUGUACAUUUUGGAUAACGAAGAAGUAAUUUGCGAAAUUUGUACUGUUAAAACUACUGUUAGUGAUUUGAAGUUUCAUGUGUCCUCUAAAAAUCAUGUUAAGAAUAAGAAAAAAGUUGUUAAAGUUAGUGUACCUAAAGUUAAGGGUAAUAAUCAGUGUGAGAUUUGUCAAGUUCGCGUUCCUAAACGUUGUAUGAAAUUUCAUAUACCUAGUGAUAGACAUCAGGCUAAAAUGGAAGAACUAUGUACUGUUGACGAACCUAAAAAAAUAACAAUUCUUAAAAGACCUGUAGAAACUCCAAAAAUUGAGGAAAUAACUCCAAAAAAUAUUGUAGAAGAAAGUCCAAAAAUUGUGCCGAAAGAUGAUCAUCCUGCUGUCAAUAAUAAUAAUGAUUUUGAUGAUGAAAUAACUGAUAAAGAUGAAGAGUUUUAUUACUCUCAAGUAGAGUAUAUAGAUCCUUUCAAAAUGGAGGUUAGGUGUAAAACCUGCUUAGUCAUCUUACCUUCUUGCUACCGUAAUAUAGUAGAGCACGUUCAAGGCAAAAAACACGCCGAAUAUGUAGAAUUAUACAAAGAAAAAGCAGCAGAAUUCAAAGAUUUACUGUCAUUUAAAGAUAAUAAAGUUAAAUGUAUAAUUUGCGACAUGACUUUAAAUUAUAACGAUAGGAACGUUGUAAAACACAUGAAAAGCGUAGCUCACGUGAAACGGAUCGAAGAUAAAAAGAUGGCGGAUGACAUGCAAGAAAAGGCGGGAGAAAUCCAAUCGAGUUCUGACGAAAACGAAUUCGGGGUCAAAAACUGCGAUUUGUGCAAAAUAGCAAUAAAUUCGAAAAAUUUUGACUUGCAUAAAAAUGGUAAAAAACAUCAGUCUAUUGAAAAUGAUUUGUUUCAGUAUCACGGGAUUAGUCGCGUCGGCUCGAAGUUCCAUUGUUAUUACUGCCAAGUAAAUGUUGAGAAAAAAUAUUUAGCACAUAUUAACAGCGAGAAACACACACUCUCUUUUCAAUACAAACACCCUAUUGACACAACUGUUUUAACGACAUAUGGUCGAGACGACAAAUUUACCGACCCUAUAGCGUACAGAUACAAACGUUUGUAUGAAAACUUACUAAAAUAUAACAAUAUAAAAAAAACAUCAGAUCUGUAUUUUUAUUGCAAUAUUUGUAAUAGUUAUGUGGAUGUGAACAAUGAGAUUGUCCAUAUUUAUGAGAAGAAACACAAGUUGUUAUUGCAAGGGAGCAAAAAUAUGGUUUUCUAGAAUUCAAUUUCUCUAGAAGUUACUUAUUAUAGGCUUCUAGAGAGAUACAGGCAGCAGAUUCAACGAAAUUAUUAUUUGCAAUACUAUUCUUAUGUGUUUUUUGGAGGACACUUGAGAUUAUAUUAAAAUAAUGUUUUU